Molecule: messenger RNA, 1353 nt
Organism: Colletotrichum orchidophilum
Lineage: Eukaryota; Fungi; Ascomycota; Sordariomycetes; Glomerellales; Glomerellaceae
Exons: 3
Coding region: 1-1353 (450 amino acids)
Source: RefSeq, a predicted model, not a curated record
AUGGCAUCACAGGGACCAACUCCGUUUACUUGCACCUUUUGCUUCCAGCCUUCCGACGGGCCCCCACACGCCAUUGGCCGGGGAGCCCGCCUGAGCUGCUCGCCCUGCUACGCCGCGCUGAUCGACCUCGCCAUCUGUGUGCCUUUGCUGGACCUCUUCGACGAGCGUCGCGAUGCCGAUACUUAUGAGAGGAGCACAGCCUGCACGGUUGCUGGGACGGCGGGCAAGGGGAACAUGAGAGAGGUCGAGGUGCCGCCGCGUUGUGCUGCGUGCUAUCUUGGUACGGAGGGGGAGGAUGUUGUGCAGAAGGGAUUGAGGAGGGUUGAAAAGGUUGAUGGCGGACUAAGUCGCGCGAGAUGGGAUUCUGGGGAGGGUAGAGCUGGACAGUUGAGGAGGGCUCCGGCAUAUAUCCGAUCUCUCAGCCGAGAUUCGUCGUCGUUGCGCAGAAUAGGAGACGGGUCUCAUGACGAGAGCAGAGGGCAUCUGGCAACGCCGCGUGCAGACUCUACGAUAUACGUCUCCAUCAACGACCCGAUGGGCCAACCUGCAUUCAAGCCAAGUCCUACGAAGCCGAUACCUAUCUGGAUGCAGCCGUUCCGGGAUGUCGAGCAAGCCGUCAACGAAGAGCAAAGAGCACCUCUUGCUUCUCAUCCUCUAGUAGACCUUUCGCAAACCCCGGCGACAUCAACGUCCGGGACCCCUACAAUGCGGUCGACGAAAUCACUUACGCCGACCAUGAGACCAACUACGCCUGUAGGCUCCACCUCACCACCGCAAACACCGCCUAGGUCCCGUUCAAUCUGGACGCCGUCAGAGAUCCGACGAGCUCCGCCCCUCUCGUGGGUCAGCAACGAGCCCCUCAAGCGACCCUCUUCUCGUUUUGCGUCCCGCCUCGAAAAGUCGGAUGCGACGACCUCGUCGGGUUAUGUCACUCCUCCCGAGAGGCCCUCCGAGCAGCAGUCGCGGUACAACACCCCACCGCCGCCGCAGCUACGACGCAAGCGGCCGCAGAGUCCACUAGUACCUGCUCGCGUCCCACGGCGCCACGCCGUGGGUCGAACGCCUCCGCCUCAGUCAUCCGAAUACCUAGAAAGGUACAAUCCCAUACGGUCCCCAUCACCGCGGCCGCGGAUCGCACAGCCCGUCGUGGCGGCCUUUGGUCAAGCCAGUCGUGCCAGGGCCAGCUUGGCGCUAUCCCGGGAUACAGCUGACGCAACGGAGGACGACGGCAGUGGUCCGGGUCCAAAUUCGAAUCAGAGCGCGGAGAGACUCCUCUCGGACGGAGCCGAUUCACCCGGCGAGGUAGGGAAGAAGAGGAACAUGCAAGCUUUAAGGAAGCUGUUUGGGAAGUGA